Messenger RNA from Diabrotica virgifera virgifera (western corn rootworm), 7779 nucleotides. RefSeq names its product fatty acid synthase (gene FASN1). Gene Ontology annotation, biological process: fatty acid biosynthetic process. Gene Ontology annotation, molecular function: phosphopantetheine binding; fatty acid synthase activity; oxidoreductase activity. The coding region runs from base 272 to 7420 and encodes 2382 amino acids. The transcript is spliced from 10 exons. The record is from RefSeq and is a predicted model, not a curated record. Lineage: Eukaryota; Metazoa; Arthropoda; Insecta; Coleoptera; Chrysomelidae.
GACCGAAAAUCGGCAUCCGAAAAGCAUGAGUCUUUCACGCGAACGGACGAUUGGUCCAAACGCAUGGUCUGACAACGAACCACUAGCGCUGGCAAAUAAAUGGCAAGCGCACUUCUUUGCCGGUCAGUCAAUAGUGUGUACCCCAGGACACAAGAAAAUAGUUGUCAAAAUACACAAUAUUUAUUAAAUGUGUACCGGUUUUUUGUGAUAAAAACGUUCCUGUAGGAUCUUACGGAUACUUUUGACAGUUUAAAAUACAAAUACAGACACAAUGCCUGCCAGAGCACCCGAAACUGAACGCCACAUGGGUAUCAACAUCACCGACGAUGUCGUCAUCACAGGUAUAUCCGGUCGUCUACCAGAAAGUAACAGCAUCGAAGAAUUCAAGCAACAACUCUUCGAUGGCGUAGAUUUGGUAACAAAUGACGAAAGAAGAUGGCCAUCUGGUCUGUAUGGACUACCAACCAGAACCGGUAAAGUUAAAGACUUACAGUAUUUUGACGCAACUUUCUUUGGAGUACAUGCUAAACAAGCACAUGUAAUGGACCCACAACUUAGAAUGUUGUUAGAAUUGACGUACGAAGCUAUGGUUGAUGCAGGUAUGAACCCCGGUGAGAUGAAAGGCACGAAAACAGGUGUCUUCAUCGGGGUAUCAGACAGUGAAUCAUCAGAGUUUUGGACACGAGACCCCGAACAAGUUAAUGGUUACGGUCUAACUGGAUGCUGCAGAGCUAUGUUCCCUAAUAGAAUAUCUUACACCUUCGAUUUCAGCGGACCAAGUUACGCUAUAGAUACUGCUUGCUCGAGUAGUUUAUUCGCCUUCCAACAAGCAGUUACGGCUAUUAAGACCGGCCAAUGCGAUUCCGCUAUAGUAGGAGGAGUAAACCUUUUAUUAAAACCAACAUCCUCUCUACAGUUCCACAGACUUAGUAUGUUAAGCCCUCAAGGUAUGUGUAAAGCUUUUGACGCCUCUGGUAAUGGCUACGUACGGUCAGAAGCAGCCGUUGUAGUAUUUCUUCAAAAAUCUAGUGUGGCCAGAAGAGUUUACGCUACAGUUUUGGGCGCUAAAACAAACACAGACGGUAACAAAGAACAAGGUAUUACUUUCCCAUCAGGAAAUAUGCAAAACAAACUAAUCCGUGAAGUUUACGACGAAAUUGGAAUCAAACCUCACGAAGUUUCAUAUGUUGAAGCUCACGGUACUGGUACUAAAGUAGGAGAUCCACAAGAAGUUAACUCCAUUGCAGAAUUCUUCUGUAGGGAUCGUAAAGAACCUUUAAUGAUUGGAUCAGUUAAAAGUAAUAUGGGCCAUGCUGAACCAGCAUCUGGUCUCUGCUCGUUGGCAAAAAUAGUAAUCGCUAUGGAAUCAGGUAUGAUUCCCCAAAAUUUACAUUUCAAGAGUCCCAACAAAGACAUUCCAGCACUAAAUGAUGGUCGUCUAAAGGUCGUAGCUAAAAAUGAACCAUGGAAUGGAGGAAUCAUAGCUGUAAAUUCCUUUGGUUUUGGAGGUGCUAACGCGCACAUUGUCUUAAAAUCUAACCCCAAACCCAAAACCACAUGGCCAGCAGGAGCAGUACCAAGAGUUGUAGGAGUUUCAGGACGUACAGAAGAAGCAGUUAACAGCUUUUUGAACAAAAUUGAAGAACAUAAAAACGAUGAAGAAUUUUUGGCACUUGUUGAUGAAGUCCACAGCAGAAACAUCAACGGUCAUGCAUACAGGGGUUAUGCUGUUUUAAACAAUAAUGCCGUUAAAGAAGUAUCUCAACUUCCAUCAGAAGACAGGCCGAUUGCCUUCGUAUUUUCUGGCAUGGGUUCCCAAUGGUCUGGUAUGGCAAGAGACUUAAUGCAGCUCGAUACUUUUAAAAACUCAAUUAAAAGAUGUUCUGAUGCUCUAAAACCUCACGGACUUAAUUUAGAAGACAUCAUUAUCAGCGGAAGUGAAGCUACAUUCGAUAACGUUUUGAACUCUUUUGUAUCUAUUGCCGCCAUGCAAAUUGCUCUUACAGAUGUCUUAAGAACUGUAGGAGUGGAACCCGAUGUCAUCGUUGGACAUUCCGUAGGAGAAGUGGGUUGCGCUUAUGCUGAUGGAACUUUAACACCCGAACAAGCUAUAUUAGCUGCCUACUCAAGAGGUCGUGCUAUCAUGGAAAGUAAACUUAUCCCAGGAGGUAUGGCAGCAGUAGGACUAACAUGGGAAGAAGCUAAACGUCGUUGCCCUUCUGAGAUCAUUGCUGCUUGCCAUAACAGUGAAGACAGCGUAACUAUCUCAGGACCCAAAGACGCCAUCGAUAAAUUCGUCGCAGAACUUCAAGCUGAAAACAUUUUCGCCAAAGGUGUUAAAUCUUCUGGAAUCGCUUUCCACAGCAAAUACAUUGCCGAUGCUGGUCCAAAAUUACGUAAAGCUCUUGAAGCAAUCAUUCCUAGCCCAAAACCAAGAUCACCAAGAUGGAUCUCAUCUUCAAUUCCAGAAUCUGGUUGGGGUACUCCUUUGGCCCUACAAAGCUCAGCUGCCUACCAUGUUAACAAUUUACUUUCGCCUGUUCUCUUCCAUGAAGCUUUACAGCACGUUCCAGAAAAUGCAAUUGCUAUUGAAAUCGCACCUACUGGACUUCUCCAAGCUAUUUUGAAGAGAGCUUUAGGAGCUAAAGUUACCAACAUUAGUCUUGUAAAGCGAGGACAUGCUGACAAUAUGGAAUUCCUUUUGGCAGCUCUUGGAAAGAUUUUCGCCGCUGGAGCCCAACCUCGUUUCGGAAAUCUUUACCACCCCGUCAGCUUCCCAGUCGGUAAAGGUACUCCCAUGAUCAACUCCAUGAUCCAAUGGGAUCACUCCAUCGAAUGGUCCGUUGCUAACUUCGCUAGUAAAGGAAACAGAUCUGGAGAGUUAGUUGUCGACAUCGAUCUUAGUAAAGAAGAAGACAAAUAUCUUGAGGGGCAUACCAUUGACGGCAGAGUUUUAUUCCCAGCUACAGGAUAUUUGACUCUUGUAUGGAAAACUUUCGCCAAAUUGAGGAACGAAGAUUACGAGCAGUUCCCAGUUAUUCUAGAAGAUGUCCAAUUCCACAGAGCCACCAUUAUGCCCAAAGAAGGUUCAGUUAAAUUCCUGAUUAACAUCUUCGAAGGAACAGGAGAAUUCGAACUCUGCGAAGGAGGCUCCGUUGCUGUAUCUGGUAAAAUAUCUGUUCCAGAAGAUGUCAGCAAAGAAGUGCUCACCCUACCAAAGCCUGUAGUUAGAAACGAGAAAGAUGUCUUACCUCUGGAAUCUCUUGACAUCUACAAAGAACUUAGACUCAGAGGUUACGAUUAUGAAGGAAUCUUUAGAGGUAUCACCGAAUCUGACAACCAUGGUUUGGCUGGAAAACUUAGAUGGGACAACAACUGGAUCAGCUUUAUCGACACCAUGUUACAAUUCUCCAUUCUUGGACAAAAUACUAGAGAACUUUACCUACCUACAAGAUUACAAAGAAUUGUUAUUAACCCCAAAGAACAUUUGCAAGCAAUUCAAGGCCUUCCAGAAGGAGAAAGCCUACCCGUAUACAUGUACCGUAACAUCGGUGUGAUAAAAUCUGCCGGUAUCGAGCUCCGUGGAAUGAAAGCUAGUUUAGCUCCAAGACGUCAACAGGCCCAAUCAGCACCAAAACUAGAAAAGUAUCAGUUCGUACCAUACGAGAACAACCAACCUCUUAUCGAGGAUCCAGAAAAGAACAAAAUGCAAGCGUUAACAGUCAUCGCACAAACUGUUAUGGAAAAUAGUGCUGGCGCUAUGAAGAUCAAAAUUGCUGAAGUAGCGAAUGACAAACCAGUUGAAUCUGUACUUGCUAUUGCUCUCAAAAAUAUUAUUGAAUCUGAACCUAUGCUAUCAACUGAUGUUACUGUUGUUACAUCAGGACCUAUUGAUACCGAAUCUUUGGAAGCAAAUGAAAUUAAGCAUGCUGUCCGUGAUGUUAAUUCAUCACAAGUAGCACAAGACGUUCAUUUAGUUGUAUUGAGUGACAUAUUGAUGUAUAAACGAAGAGCCGUAUUAGACAACGCAGUAAAAUCACUUAAGGCAGGAGGUUUUGUAUUAAUAGAGGAACUUAAGGGAUCUCCAGAUAUGUCAAUUCUUAGUGGUUUGGAAUUAAUAAGCAGACAAAUAAGCGAUAUGAAAGUAUAUUUACUUUUGCGUAAACCAAUCACUGUGCCUACUGAUGCCACCGUUAUCCAGGUUACCGAAAACAACUUCAGUUGGGUAGAACCCUUGAAAGAUGCUAUGAAACAAGCUGAAACCGAUAAUAGAAAGAUCUACGUUUACGUUCAAGGAGAGGAACUUACUGGAUUGGUCGGUAUGAUGAACUGCUUAAAACAAGAACCUGGUGGUUCUAACAUGAGAGCUGUUUUCAUUCAAGAUACUAAUGCACCCAAGUUCACUAUUGCUGCAUACGAACAACAACUUAGGAAGGAUCUAGUGCACAAUGUCUUAAGGAAGAAGGUGUGGGGAUCAUUUAGACAUCUUGUACUUGAACACUUUGAAGAUAGCGGAAAACUUCAAGUAGAACAUGCUUACAUUAACACUGUAACCAGAGGAGAUUUGGCUAGUUUGAGAUGGAUCGAAGGACCUCUGGGAUAUUACAAGGAUGACCAACCUAAUGCUGAAUUAUGCAACGUAUAUUAUGCUCCUCUGAACUUCCGUGACAUUAUGCUUGCCACAGGAAAAUUGCCCCCAGACGCACUUCCUGGUGAUCUUGCUGGUCAAGAUUGCAUUCUCGGUUUAGAGUUUUCUGGACGCAACUCAACUGGCAAACGUGUAAUGGGAAUGGUUGCAGCGAAGAGUUUAGCUACUACCGUUUUAGCCGAUCCCGGUUUCUUAUGGGAAGUUCCUGAAAAAUGGAGCUUGGAAGAAGCUGCAACAAUCCCUGUAGUUUACGGAACUAGCUACUAUGCCCUUGUUGUUAGAGGAGGUUUACAACCUGGAGAAUCUCUUUUAGUCCAUGCUGGUACCGGAGGUGUAGGACAAGCUUCAAUUGCUAUCGCUUUACACAUGGGAUGCGAAGUUUUUACAACUGUCAGUAGCCAAGCUAAACGUGACUUCUUAAAGAAGACUUUCCCACAACUCAAAGACGAUCACAUUGGCAACUCCCGUGACACCAGCUUCGAACAAAUGAUUAUGAACCAAACAAAUGGUAGAGGAGUAGAUUGCGUUCUGAACUCCUUGGCUGCUCACCAACUCCAGGCUUCUGUAAGAUGUUUGGCAAUUGGUGGUCGCUUCUUGGAAAUUGGAAAAGUAGAUCUUUCUAACAAUUCUGCGUUGGGAAUGAGCAUCUUCUUGAAGAACACUACUUUCCACGGAAUCCUUCUUGACGCUCUCUUUGAUUCAGACAGUCCUCAGAAGAGACAAGUAAUGAGAUUGGUAACUGAAGGAAUUAAGAGCGGAGCUGUAAGGCCACUUCCAAAGACUGUAUACAAUGAACACCAAGUAGAACAAGCCUUUAGAUUUAUGGCUUCAGGUAAACAUAUUGGUAAAGUUUUGCUCCAAAUAAGAGAAGAAGAACCUAAAACUGCCACUCGCCCAGCUGUUAAGACUGUCAGCGCUAUUCCCAGAACAUACAUGGAUCCUGAAAAGAGUUACAUUUUGGUUGGAGGUCUUGGUGGAUUUGGUCUUGAAUUAGCCAACUGGUUGGUUACUAGAGGUGCCAAGAAAAUGGUGUUGACCUCCAGAAGUGGAAUUAAAACUGGAUACCAAUCACUAUGUAUCAGAAGAUGGAGAGAAAAAGGUGUGAACGUACUUGUUUCUACAGCCGAUGCAACAACUGACAAAGGUGCCAGAAGACUUCUUACAGAAGCCAGUGAAUUAGGACCCGUUGGUGGAAUCUUUAACCUGGCAGUAGUCUUGCGUGACGCAAUGAUGGAAAACCAAUCUGAAGCUGACUUUAAGACUGUCUGCAAACCAAAAGUUGACGGCAGCAAAAUGUUAGAUAUGGUUUCCAGAGAAAUGGCCAACAAUUUGGACUAUUUCGUUAACUUCUCAUCAGUUUCAUGUGGACGUGGUAACGCUGGCCAAGCUAACUACGGUCUAGCCAACUCUGCCAUGGAACGUAUUGUUGAAGCCAGACAGAAUGUUGGUUUACCUGGUAUUGCAAUUCAAUGGGGAGCUAUUGGUGAUGUAGGGCUUAUCCUAGAAACCAUGGGAGGAAACGACACUGAAGUUGGAGGUACUUUACCUCAAAGAAUGUCUUCUUGCUUAAACACAAUGGAUAUUCUAUUGCAACAACCUCAUUCUGUUGUUGCCAGUAUGGUACUUGCUGACAAGCACAAGGGAUCUGCAGGAGGUAGCCAAGUUAGUCUUACCAGCGCUGUAGCUAACAUUUUAGGUAUUAAAGAUCCCAACACUGUAGCACCUAGCAACACUUUAGCUGAUCUUGGUAUGGAUUCCCUUAUGGGUGCUGAAAUUAAACAGACCUUAGAAAGAAACUAUGAUUUAGUACUUAGCGCACAAGAAAUUAGAGCCCUUACUUUCGGGCGAUUAGUCGAAUUGAGCGACGGGGGAGCUCUUCCAGCAGGAGGAGCUGCAACUGAAAGCUCACCAGCUCAAGAUAACAAUGUUCAGUUUGAUAAGUCUGCCGAUAUUAUGCCCAAAAAAUCAUUAGUUCAAAUGAAUAGUAAAGGUUCAGAUAGCAAAAAGGCUCCAGUAUUUGUUAUUCAUCCAAUUGAGGGAGUAGUAAAUGCUCUAGAAAACUUGUCAAAGAACAUCGAGAUUCCUGUUUAUGGUCUGCAAUGUACUGCUGAAACUCCACUCACUUCAAUAACUGACUUAGCCAAAUAUUACAUUAGCUUGAUGAAAUCAGUUCAACCAAAAGGACCAUACACAAUCAUUGGUUACUCCUUUGGUGCCAGUGUCGCCAUCGAAAUGGGAAUCUUAUUAGAAAAGAGUAAGGAAAGAGUAUCUCUCUUAUUGUUGGAUGGAUCUCACUCUUAUGUUGCUACUCACACCGGAAAAGCAAAGAAUACCAAGAUCCAAGGAAAUACAGUAGCUGAACAAAGCGAAGUACUACUGUACUUUAUCUUGCAAUUCAAGGACGUCGAUCAGCAAAAGCUUUUCGGCGAACUUAUGGCCCUAAAAUCGUGGGAAGAAAGACUUGCUAGAGCAACUUCCAUCGUCGCCGAAGUUACCCAAUACAAGAAAGAAGAUAUUGCUGAUGCCGCAACCAGUUUCUACGGCAAAUUGGCAGCUGCUGAUAAGUAUGUUCCAAGCGGAAAAUUCAACGGAAGAGUAACUUUAGUUAAAGCUAUUGACAACUAUGUUCAAAUGGGAGAAGAUUAUGGCCUAUCAGAGGUAUGCACACAAAAGGUAGCUAUCGAAUCAUUGAAAGGCAAUCACCGAAGCAUAUUAGUAGGUAGCAGUGCAGAAAAAAUAGCUAGUAUUUUAAAUACCAUCGUCCAAGCGUGAAAAUACUACUAACUCUUUUAAUUAUUUUCAUUUACAUAUUUUUUGUGAAUGUUUAUUUUUUUGGGUCCAAUUUUUGAUAAGAUUCUCAUUUUUAUUUAUAGUUGUAAAUAGUAGGUUAGUUUGUUUGAAUAUUUUGUAGUUAAUUUAUUGUUUAAACGUUGAAAAGUUACGUUGGAGAGUGAGUUUAUUUUUGUAUGUCUGUUUAUAACCAAAGAAUUUGAUUCAGGACAUUGAUGGAACUCUGGUGAUGGCGCAGGGUUUGUUGCUUGACCUCUUGCUUCAUCGUCACAGUUAGUUUUCUGUUACAUGUGAUAAGAAAUUAUGAAAUUUACUUAGAUCAUUAAAAUAUUUUGUUUUAA